Molecule: messenger RNA, 2204 nt
Organism: Symphalangus syndactylus (siamang)
Lineage: Eukaryota; Metazoa; Chordata; Mammalia; Primates; Hylobatidae
Gene: CCT3
Product: chaperonin containing TCP1 subunit 3
Biological process (GO): protein folding
Molecular function (GO): ATP binding; ATP hydrolysis activity; ATP-dependent protein folding chaperone
Source: RefSeq, a predicted model, not a curated record
CUUGGCGCCUGCGCCGACGUUCGCGCAGCACGCGGCCGGGAGCGGCCACCCUAUUGCGCAAGAGUGUGCCCUCCCAGUGCCUUCAUCGUGCUCUCUCUGUCUAACUUGUCUGGCCGUUCUUGCGUAGGGGGCGGGACUAAGGCUGUCAAUUGGUCUGUUUUUGUGCCGAUCAAUGAGAUGGGUGCGGUGAUUGGCGACUACCUUGAGAGUAGCGGGUUCAGGUGUAAGCCCUGAGGAGGCAGCGUUUUCUGGGCUUCUGUCUGGUUCUCUCUCUCCAGAAGGUUCUGCCGGUUCCCCCAGCUCUGGGUACCCGGCUCUCCAUCGCGCCGCCAUGAUGGGCCAUCGUCCAGUGCUCGUGCUCAGCCAGAACACAAAGCGUGAAUCCGGAAGAAAAGUUCAAUCUGGAAACAUCAAUGCUGCCAAGACUAUUGCAGAUAUCAUCCGAACAUGUUUGGGACCCAAGUCCAUGAUGAAGAUGCUUUUGGACCCAAUGGGAGGCAUUGUGAUGACCAACGAUGGCAAUGCCAUUCUUCGAGAGAUUCAAGUCCAGCAUCCAGCGGCCAAGUCCAUGAUCGAAAUUAGCCGGACCCAGGAUGAAGAGGUUGGAGAUGGGACCACAUCAGUAAUUAUUCUUGCGGGGGAAAUGCUGUCUGUAGCUGAGCACUUCCUGGAGCAGCAGAUGCACCCAACAGUGGUGAUCAGUGCUUACCGCAAGGCAUUGGAUGAUAUGAUCAGCACCCUAAAGAAAAUAAGUAUCCCAGUCGACAUCAAUGACAGUGAUAUGAUGCUGAACAUCAUCAACAGCUCCAUUACUACCAAAGCCAUCAGUCGGUGGUCAUCUUUGGCUUGCAACAUUGCCCUGGAUGCUGUCAAGAUGGUACAGUUUGAGGAGAAUGGUCGGAAAGAGAUUGACAUAAAAAAAUAUGCAAGAGUGGAAAAGAUACCUGGAGGCAUCAUUGAAGACUCCUGUGUCUUGCGUGGAGUCAUGAUUAACAAGGAUGUGACCCAUCCACGCAUGCGGCGCUAUAUCAAGAACCCUCGCAUUGUGCUGCUGGAUUCUUCUCUGGAAUAUAAGAAAGGAGAAAGCCAGACUGACAUUGAGAUUACACGAGAGGAGGACUUCACCCGAAUUCUCCAAAUGGAAGAAGAGUACAUCCAGCAGCUCUGUGAGGACAUUAUCCAACUGAAGCCCGAUGUGGUCAUCACUGAAAAGGGCAUCUCAGAUUUAGCUCAGCACUACCUCAUGCGGGCCAAUAUCACAGCCAUCCGCAGAGUCCGGAAGACAGACAAUAAUCGCAUCGCUAGAGCCUGUGGGGCCCGGAUAGUCAGCCGACCAGAGGAACUGAGAGAAGAUGAUGUUGGAACAGGAGCAGGCCUGUUAGAAAUCAAGAAAAUUGGAGAUGAAUACUUUACUUUCAUCACUGACUGCAAAGAUCCCAAGGCCUGCACCAUUCUCCUCCGGGGGGCUAGCAAAGAGAUUCUCUCGGAAGUAGAACGCAACCUCCAGGAUGCCAUGCAAGUGUGUCGCAAUGUUCUCCUGGACCCUCAGCUGGUGCCAGGGGGUGGGGCCUCCGAGAUGGCUGUGGCCCAUGCCUUGACAGAAAAAUCCAAGGCCAUGACUGGUGUGGAACAAUGGCCAUACAGGGCUGUUGCCCAGGCCCUAGAGGUCAUCCCUCGUACCCUGAUCCAGAACUGUGGGGCCAGCACCAUCCGUCUACUUACCUCCCUUCGGGCCAAGCACACCCAGGAGAACUGUGAGACCUGGGGUGUAAAUGGUGAGACGGGUACUUUGGUGGACAUGAAGGAACUGGGCAUAUGGGAGCCAUUAGCUGUGAAGCUGCAGACUUAUAAGACAGCAGUGGAGACGGCAGUUCUGCUACUGCGAAUUGAUGACAUUGUCUCAGGCCACAAAAAGAAAGGUGAUGACCAGAGCCGGCAAGGCGGGGCUCCUGAUGCUGGCCAGGAGUGAGUGCUAGGCAAAGCUGCUUCAAUGCACAGAACCAACAGAGUCUCCCCUUUUCCUGAGCCAGAGUGCCAGGAACACUGUGGACGUCUUUGUUCAGAAGGGAUCAAGUUGGGGGGCAGCCCCCAGUCCCUUUCUGUCCCAGCUCAGUUUUCCAAAAGACACUGACAUGUAACUCUUCUCUAUUGUAAGGUUGCCAUUUAGUUUGCUUCCGAUGAUUAAAUCUAAGUCAUUUGAGAAA